Fulvia fulva is the source of this 348-nucleotide messenger RNA. RefSeq lists its product as uncharacterized. The record is from RefSeq and is a predicted model, not a curated record. The transcript has 2 exons. Bases 1 to 348 code for a protein of 115 amino acids. NCBI's taxonomy places the organism in Eukaryota, Fungi, Ascomycota, Dothideomycetes, Mycosphaerellales, Mycosphaerellaceae.
AUGUAUCUGUGUACCAUCUCCUCCGCUUGCGAUGGCGCGGACCCCGGGCCCAUUUGUACCCACUGCACAAUGGCUUUAACGCCGGCUGGACGUGGACCUCAGGUCAUGACCGUAUACCUACUCUUUUUGAGCCUGUCGACAAUUGCUACAGCAUUCCGGGUCUAUUGUAGAGCGGUCGUCAUCAAGCUCUUUGGAUGGGACGACUGGCUUGCAGUACUGGCAUGGGCAUUCUUCACAUGCUUCGCUGCAUGCGCUGUCAAGGGCGUCUACCAUGGCACUGGACAACAUUCGUUGGACAUACAGCCACCCUCAGAGAUGGUACUCGGGCUCAAGGUAGGAGAGGGAUGA